AUGCUGCCAUCAACCUUUCACCUAUCUACUGCCAUGCCUCGCCAUGCCGAAGCCGAGCACGGGGCGGCCCAUGCGGACGAACGACGCGGCGCUCCCGCUCCCGGAGGUGGCUCCUCCGUGCAGCGGCCUGAGCAGGGCAAAACAGAAACACCGAUAUUUUUGCUGUUGCUGGGACUGCGAAUCCUGAAUGCAUUGACAACUCAAACGUUCUUUCAGCCCGAUGAGUUCUUCCAGUCGCUCGAACCGGCGUGGCAGAUGGCGUUUGGCGAGCAGAGCGGCGCCUGGAUCACAUGGGAGUGGAAAAAUCAGUUGCGCUCGUCACUGCAUCCAGCGCUCUUCGCCGGCCUGUUCGCCGGGGUGUCCGCCAUCUCGGGUAUUUGCAGCGUGCCUCUGGCGCUAAGGGCUGAGCUGCUCAUCGCUGCACCUAAAAUCACGCAAGCCGCCCUCGCCGCGUCGACCGAUUACUUCACCUGGCGUCUGGCCGAACGAGCGUUCGGAGCCCAGAGCAGCGCCGCCUGGGCAAGCUCCCUGGCAAUGGUUCUGCUCCACGCGCACGCUGUCAAACUGCCUGGAGACGACGCUGACGGCCGCCGCACUGGUCUGGUGGCCAUGGCAGUGGCCGCUGACGUCCUGUUCAAGCUCAACAGCCGCCCCGGCUAG
Messenger RNA from Lasiodiplodia theobromae, 660 nucleotides. Its product is annotated as Glycosyltransferase family 22. Gene Ontology annotation, molecular function: alpha-1,2-mannosyltransferase activity. Gene Ontology annotation, biological process: GPI anchor biosynthetic process. The coding region runs from base 1 to 660 and encodes 219 amino acids. The record is from RefSeq and is a predicted model, not a curated record. NCBI's taxonomy places the organism in Eukaryota, Fungi, Ascomycota, Dothideomycetes, Botryosphaeriales, Botryosphaeriaceae. Gene Ontology annotation, cellular component: endoplasmic reticulum membrane. The transcript is spliced from 3 exons.